CCCUGCCCGCCACCCUUCUGGUCCUCACACAGACUCAGAAAGAAGUCACCAUGGUGCUGUCUCCCGCCGACAAAAGCAACGUCAAGGCCGCCUGGGAUAAGGUUGGCGGCAAUGCUGGCGAGUAUGGCGCCGAGGCCCUGGAGAGGAUGUUCCUGAGCUUCCCCACCACCAAGACCUACUUCCCCCACUUCGACCUGGCCCACGGCUCCGCCCAGGUGAAGGGCCACGGCAAGAAGGUGGGCGACGCUCUGACCAAGGCCGUGGGCAGCAUCGAUGACCUGGCUGGCGCCCUGUCCGCUCUGAGCGACCUGCACGCCCACAAGCUGCGUGUGGACCCCGUCAACUUCAAGCUCCUGAGCCAUUGCCUGCUGGUGACUCUGGCCAGCCACAACCCCUCCGAGUUCACCCCUGCUGUCCACGCCUCCCUGGACAAGUUCCUGGCCUCCGUGAGCACCGUGCUGACCUCCAAGUACCGUUAAGCUGGAGCCGCGGUGAUCCCUGCCCCGACCCGGGGUCCCUUUGCGCUCUGCGCACCCGCACUUCCUGAUCUUUGAAUAAAGUCUGAGUGGACUGCA
This is a messenger RNA of Hipposideros armiger (great roundleaf bat), 575 nucleotides long. Its product is annotated as hemoglobin subunit alpha. The record is from RefSeq and is a predicted model, not a curated record. The transcript has 3 exons. NCBI's taxonomy places the organism in Eukaryota, Metazoa, Chordata, Mammalia, Chiroptera, Hipposideridae. Gene Ontology annotation, molecular function: iron ion binding; organic acid binding; haptoglobin binding. Bases 51 to 479 code for a protein of 142 amino acids. Gene Ontology annotation, cellular component: hemoglobin complex; haptoglobin-hemoglobin complex; blood microparticle. Gene Ontology annotation, biological process: oxygen transport; hydrogen peroxide catabolic process.